Molecule: messenger RNA, 1404 nt
Organism: Penicillium diatomitis
Lineage: Eukaryota; Fungi; Ascomycota; Eurotiomycetes; Eurotiales; Aspergillaceae
Product: putative cofactor for methionyl- and glutamyl-tRNA synthetases
Exons: 1
Coding region: 1-1404 (467 amino acids)
Cellular component (GO): methionyl glutamyl tRNA synthetase complex
Molecular function (GO): tRNA binding
Source: RefSeq, a predicted model, not a curated record
AUGGCGACCGCAGCUGCCCCCGAGUCAUCGCUCCUCUCCCUCCUCUACCGCUCGUAUCCGACAGCCGUGGCUCCCAAUGCCACCGAGCUCGACUAUUCGCAAGCCUCGUCCAAGAUCUUCCCCCAAGUGGAUUUCAGUGUGGCGGAGAACGCUGACGUCCAGACAUGGAUGAACACCGUCACCGGCUUGAAGGAAGCCCUGGCCAAGAACGAGAAGGAAGUCAUUGUCAAGAUCUUGAACCAGCUCAACACCCACUUGGCCUCGCGAACCACUUUGCUGGGCGCAAAGCCCUCGGUCGCUGAUAUCGCCGUUUACGCCGUGUCGGCGCCCAUGGUCGAGAAGUGGUCCUCCGAGGAGCGCACCGGAGAGAAGGGUUACCACCAUAUCGUGCGCCACGUCGACUUUGUGCAAAACUCCCAGAUGUUCGCUCUGCAGAUCCCCGAGGAGGAGAAGGUCGUCAUUGACCUGCAGGAUAUCAAGUUCGUGCCCAAGCCUGUCGACCCCAAGGAGGAGAAGGAGCGCAAGAAGCGUGAGAAGGCCGCCGCCGCUGCCGCCGCGGGUGUUGCUGCCGGUUCCGAGAAGCCUCUUGUCGUUGGCAAGGGUAAGCCCGAGGCUCCUGUCGAAGCUGCUGCUCCUGCUGCUGCUGCUGCUGCUGCUGCUGCUGCUGCCGCCGCCGAGAGUGAUGCUGCCGCUGCUGCUGGUGGCGCUCCCCAAAAGACCAACAAGAAGGAGAAGAAAGAGAAGAAGGAGAAGCAGCCCAAACAGCCCAAAGCCCCUGCUGCGCCCGCCUUGCCCCCUACCCCCUCCAUCAUCGAUCUCCGUGUCGGUCACAUUCUGCGCGCCAUCAACCACCCCAAUGCCGAUUCCCUGUACGUCUCAACCAUCGACUGCGGCGACGCUCCCGGCAGUGAGAACACCUCCGUCGACGAGGAGACCGGCAAGACCGUCCGUACCGUCUGCUCCGGUCUCAACGGUCUGAUUCCCCUCGCGGAGAUGCAGAACCGCAAGAUCGUUGCCGUGUGCAACCUCAAGCCCGUCACCAUGCGUGGCAUCAAGUCUUGCGCCAUGGUCCUGGCCGCUUCUCCUCGUGUCGCCGAGGGCGAGGACUCUCACGCCGGUCCCGUCGAACUUGUCAACCCUCCUGCUGAUGCGCCCGCCGGUGAGCGUAUCUACUUCGACGGCUGGUCUGAGGGUGAGCCCGAGAAGCAGCUGAACCCCAAGAAGAAGAUCUGGGAGACCUUCCAGCCUGGAUUCACCACCACCGAGGAUUUGGAGGUGGCAUUUGACAAGAGUGCCGUCCCCGUGGCCCAGGAGCAGGAGGGCAAGCCUGCCGUUGGUAAGCUGGUGACUGCCUCCGGUGUGGUGUGCAAGGUUCAGAGCCUGAAGAACGCUACCGUCCGGUAA